UUCUUCCAUGUUUCUCUUAUUUUUGUACAUUCUAUCCUCCCCUCCCAUUUGAAGGGCGGCUUCUCUCGCUGGUCUCUGACGUGCCACGUGUCCGCGAACUCUGCAACUCUCUCUCUUUCUUUUGUUAUAUACGUGGAACCAAUUGAUAUUUUGAGCUUUUCAUUACAAUUCCAAAGCCUUACAAAGGCAGUCUUCAAUUUUGCAUUCUUCAUUUGUUUCUAGCUCUGAUGGCAACAGUGCUGGCUCCUUAUCGCCAUUAUAAAAAAAAUGACAUAAUCGCAAAAAAUGGAAGAUAUGAUGAUAUGGGUUUCUGGAGAUCAACCAAAUACUCGAAUUUCCCAAAAUUAGACAAAUAUACAGAGAAUUACUGUUCUUCUAAGAGUACAUUGAGAUGCUCUGUUGAACCUUCGGAAACUGAAUCUGAUAAAAUAGGAAGUGCGUUGGAGACAAAUGGAAAAGCCUCUCGAUCUCGUAUGGUUCCUGUAGGACAAGUAUUAAGAAAUCAAAUUUCUUCAGUGACCACAAGGAAGCCCACAAGGAAGCUAGUAAAUGGGUCAAGGCCUGUUAUUAAUGGGACAAGUAUUGUGAAAAAGGUUCCUUCUACAGCUCUUGUUCAGAGAAAGCAAAUUAUCAAGGAGAAAGAACUACCACCUAUUGAUGAGUUGAAGGUUCUCCCUCCCGAUGAUGGGUUCAGUUGGGCCAAAGAGGACUACAAUGUCUGGCAAAGAAAUGUGGACAUUUGGGCAUUUGUUAUCAGUUUGCGCAUCCGUGUGCUUUUUGACAAUGCAAAAUGGACAUAUAUUGGUGGAUUCUCUGAGGAAAAGCAAAAAAUUAGAAGGCGGAUAACUGCUUCAUGGGUGAGGGAAUGUGUAUUACAGCUGGGCCCAACUUUUAUUAAACUGGGGCAGCUUUCAUCGACAAGGUCUGAUUUGUUUCCCAAGGAAUUUGUGGAGGAACUUGCUAAAUUGCAGGACCGAGUGCCUGCAUUUUCACCAAGGAAAGCAAGAGAUCUUAUACAGAAGGAGUUUGGGGUUCAAAUAGACAUAAUGUUUAAGGAGUUUGAGGAUCAACCAAUAGCUGCAGCCAGUCUUGGUCAGGUACACCGAGCUGUAUUGCAUAAUGGAGAGAGAGUAGCUGUAAAAAUUCAGAGGCCUGGUCUGAAAAAACUUUUUGACAUCGAUUUACAGAAUCUGAAGAUGGUUGCAGAGUAUUUUCAGAGAAGUGAAACUCUAGGUGGACCGACAAAGGAUUGGAUUGGUAUUUAUGAUGAAUGUUCAAAGGUUUUGUAUCAAGAAAUUGAUUACGUCAAUGAAGGGAGGAAUGCUGAUAAAUUUCGUCGUGACUUUCGGAAUGUCAAGUGGGUUCGCAUACCUCGAGUAUAUUGGGAUUAUACUGGUAAAAGGGUGUUAACUUUGGAGUAUGUUCCAGGAAUUAAAAUAAAUAACUUGAAUCAGAUCGAUGCUCUAGGCUAUGAUCAUUCUGUUAUUGCUUCACGUGCGAUAGAGGCAUACUUGAUUCAGAUAUUGAAGACUGGGUUCUUUCAUGCCGAUCCCCAUCCAGGAAAUCUUGCAAUUGAUAAAGAUGGAUCUCUCAUCUAUUAUGAUUUUGGGAUGAUGGGUGAACUAAAAUCAUUUACUCAAACAAGAUUGCUCGAACUUUUCUAUGCAAUAUAUGAAAAAGAUGCAGACAAGGUUAUCAAAUGCCUCAUAGAUCUAGGUGCACUCCAACCUACUGGCGAUAUGUCACCGGUGAGGAGAUCUGUGCAGUUUUUCCUUGACAAUUCGUUGAACCAGGCACCAGAUCAAGAGCAGACUUUGACUGCAAUUGGUGAGGAUUUAUUUGCAAUAGCCCUUGAUCAGCCAUUUCGCUUCCCAUCAACAUUUACAUUUUUGUUGAGGGCCUUUUCAACACUUGAAGGUAUUGGAUACUCGUUGAAUCCAGAGUUCUCUUUUGUAAAGAUUGCAGCACCUUAUGCCCAGGAGUUGCUAGACAAGAGACAAAAGAGUCAAAGUGGAACAUAUCUUGUGGAGGAGUUCAGAAAACAAGCUGUUGAUGCUAGAAGCUCUACUAUUUCCAUGCCAUAUAGAGUUCAGCACAUUGAUGAGUUUGUAAAAAAACUUGAGGCAGGAGAUCUAAAAUUGCGAGUACGAGUACUUGAGGUAUUAGUAUUAACCAUAUUUCCAAUGUGUUUGUUCGUUGUACGUCUCUCUCUCUCUCUCUCUCUCUCUAUAUCUAUAGAUAAGAUGGAAAAUCAAGGGAAUAAUUUUGGAGGAUUAGAGGACGAUGUACUAUUGUACCUGAAAGAGAAUCACAUCUCUGAAUUGGUGUCUCAAGGAAAGAUACAACAGAUGAAUGUCACUAGUGAUCCCGUGAUGACCAGAGAAUGCCGGCCAUAUACGACAUACAUAAACUAG
This is a messenger RNA of Amborella trichopoda, 2414 nucleotides long. The record is from RefSeq and is a predicted model, not a curated record. Lineage: Eukaryota; Viridiplantae; Streptophyta; Magnoliopsida; Amborellales; Amborellaceae.